GAAACAUAAAAUUAUCAUACAAUACUGUAAUUAAUAUAAUGCACAUUUUACAAGAACACAAUCAUACUAGCCAACCAGACCUUCAAUUUGGGAAAAUGGCCGUUGAACGAUUUUAGGCCCUGCCCCUAGUUGUGCUUAUGCCCUGGUGGGUGGUGUUGAAGAUUAAAAGAUGCAAGUCAACAGAAAAGGUAUGACAUACCAGGGAGACUGACUGGACUCACAAAAGGGGAAAACAAGAGGAAAGUCAUGUGGGCAUUUUUAGAAUUCAACUUGCUCUUGCUUAUGUGUUUCAUGUGGUUGCAUCCCUCCUUUUCAUAUGCUGAGUCCUCCCCUCUUUCUUCCUCCUUCUGCCAGUUACAUCAACAUUUUCAUUCAAAUGGGAUGCACAAGCCUGGAGAUGUGGUUCUAGGUGGGCUGUUCCUGAUCCACCUCUAUACUGUUUUUCCUGACAUGUCUUUUACAUCAGAACCACAACAGCCCACCUGUCUUGGUUUUGAUCUUAUAGGAUUUAGACGGGCACAGACCAUGGCCUUUGCUAUUGAUGAGAUCAACAGAAACUCCAACCUGCUACCUAAUGUGACUCUGGGAUACAGUCUUUAUGAUAAUUGUGCUAAUCCAGAGAUUGGAUUUCGUGCAGCAUUGUCCUUAGUCAGUGGUCGAGACGAGCAGUUUAUGUUAGAUGACACCUGUGUUGGAACCCCUCCAGUAGUGGGGAUUGUGGGUGAUUCUUCCUCUACACAUUCUAUUGCCAUUUCCAGUGUCAUAGGCUUGUACAGAGUGCCUUUGGUGAGUUAUUUUGCCACAUGUUCCUGUCUGAGUGACCGGCAAAAGUUUCCAUCCUUCUUCAGGACAAUACCAAGUGAUGCUUUCCAGGUGCGUGCUAUGAUUCAGAUUCUAAACCACUUUGGCUGGACUUGGGUUGGCCUGUUGAUCAGUGAUGAUGACUAUGGACUUCACGCUGCCCGAUCCUUCCAAUCUGACCUGGUUCAGUCUGGUAGAGGUUGUCUGGCCUAUAUGGAGGUUUUGCCUUGGGGCAAUGACCAAGAUGAAUUAAGAAGGAUUGUGGAUGUAAUGAAGAAAUCAACAGCUCGUGUGGUCAUUUUGUUUGCACAUGAGCGUCACGUGAAUAAGCUCAUGGAAGAGGUGGCGAGGCAGAAUGUGACAGGCCUGCAGUGGAUUACCAGUGAAUCUUGGACAGCAGCUACUGCGCUCCACACUCCCCACCUCACGCCAUACCUGGCUGGCACACUGGGUAUCUCCAUCCGUCGAGGAGAAAUCCCAGGCCUCAGGGAAUUCCUCUUACAAACACGUCCUGACCUACACAACAACAACAGCUAUGGAAACAGCAUGAUCAACCAGUUUUGGGAAUACACAUUUCAGUGUAGAUUUGCACCACCUCCACCAGGUUGGGUAGAUGCUGGGGGAGCAUUGUGCACUGGACAAGAAGAUGUGGAAAAUGUGGAGAAUGAUUUCUUGGAUGUUUCAGACCUCAGGUCAGAGUACAAUGUGUACAAGGCUGUGUAUGCACUGGCAUAUGCCCUUGAUGACAUGCUGCGUUGUGUGCCAGGCAGAGGGCCUUUCAGAGGACACAGCUGUGGCAGUUUGAAAGAACUGGAGCCAUGGCAGCUGGUGUAUUAUUUGGAUAAGGUCAACUUCACCACAUCAUUUGGUGAUCAAGUGACAUUUGAUGAGAAUGGUGAUGUCUUACCAAUAUAUGAUAUCAUGAACUGGCUGUGGCUCCCAGAUGGAACAACUAAACUUCAGAAUGUGGGUGAGGUUAAGAAGUCAGCCUUCAAAAGUGAAGAACUCACAAUUGAUGCAGACAACAUCUUCUGGAACUUUGAAUCCAAAGAGCCACCCCGGUCAGUGUGCAGUGAGAGCUGUCCUCCAGGUACGCGCAUUGCCAGAAAGAAAGGGGAACCUGUGUGCUGCUUUGACUGCAUCCCUUGUUCUGAGGGAAAGAUCAGCAAUGAGACUGACUCAUUGGAGUGCACCAGUUGUCCAGAGAACUUCUGGCCCAGCCUCCAGCGUGACCACUGUGUUCCCAAGGAAACAGAGUUCCUCUCCUACCAUGAACCUCUGGGUAUCUGCUUGACAGCUGCUGCGUUACUGGGCACCUGUAUGUGUGCUGUUGUCCUGGGCAUCUUCAUCUAUCAUCGGAGAACACCAAUAGUACGCGCCAACAACUCAGAACUGAGUUUUCAGCUAUUGCUGUCACUUAAGUUAUGUUUCCUGUGUUCACUGCUGUUUAUCGGUCGUCCCACUCUGUGGACGUGCCAGCUGAGACAUGCAGCAUUUGGGAUCAGUUUUGUGCUUUGCAUCUCAUGUAUCCUGGUGAAAACCGUGGUGGUUCUGGCUGUGUUCAAGGCCUCCAAACCAGGAGGUGGAGCCAGUCUGAAAUGGUUUGGUGCUAUGCAGCAGAGAGGGACAGUCAUGGUUCUUACUUCUAUUCAGGCAGCAUUUUGCACUGCCUGGAUUGUAUCUGCCUCACCAGUUCCUCACAAAAACACUGAAUACCACAAUGAUAAGAUUGUCUAUGAGUGUGUAGUUGGGUCCACAAUUGGUUUUGCAGUUUUGCUGGGUUAUAUUGGAUCACUGGCUAUCCUCAGUUUUCUGAUUGCAUUUAUAUCAAGGAAUCUCCCAGAUAGUUUCAAUGAGGCCAAACUCAUCACUUUCAGUAUGCUGAUCUUCUGUGCUGUGUGGGUGGCCUUUGUCCCUGCUUAUGUCAGCUCACCAGGAAAAUAUGCAGAUGCAGUGGAGGUAUUUGCCAUCCUGGCCUCCAGUUUUGGCCUCUUGGUAGCACUGUUUGGACCCAAAUGUUACAUAAUCCUGCUGAGACCAGAGAGGAACACGAAGAAAGCCAUCAUGGGUCGAGGUAUUCAAUAAAUAAAAGCUGCACUUAAUUUUGUUGAACAGAAUGAAUCCUUUCACUUGAAACAACACAGGAAUAUAAGCAGUUAAAAGUGGCAGAAAUGUUAACAUGCUGAAAAAGCGGAGCUGAUGCCAAACAAAUGUGCUUCAGCAUGAAAUUUCUGUGUAUAUUCAUCUCUAUAAACACCUGACUGAACACAUGAUUAAAAUACAUUUCACUUUCUUUGAAAAAAGAUCAUCUGUUCUCAUUUGAUAUCAUUAUAUGCAUUUAUUUGUGACCUGUCUU
Molecule: messenger RNA, 3157 nt
Organism: Scatophagus argus
Lineage: Eukaryota; Metazoa; Chordata; Actinopteri; Scatophagidae
Product: extracellular calcium-sensing receptor-like
Exons: 9
Coding region: 247-2886 (879 amino acids)
Biological process (GO): G protein-coupled receptor signaling pathway
Cellular component (GO): membrane
Molecular function (GO): G protein-coupled receptor activity
Source: RefSeq, a predicted model, not a curated record